Molecule: messenger RNA, 1050 nt
Organism: Cucurbitaria berberidis CBS 394.84
Lineage: Eukaryota; Fungi; Ascomycota; Dothideomycetes; Pleosporales; Cucurbitariaceae
Product: DUF427-domain-containing protein
Exons: 3
Coding region: 86-841 (251 amino acids)
Source: RefSeq, a predicted model, not a curated record
CUCGAUCUUUCAUUCCUCACAAUCCUUGAUAUAAUAUACUUUCACCCUCGCGAGACUCAUAGUAUCCGAUCGACCGUUAGGAACAAUGGCGAACACUAGCGAUCUCGUAAAACUUGCGCAAAAGCUCGUGUCGGAUGGGCCUCACAAAGCUGAACAUACCCCUCGCCGUGUACGAGGUCUGUUCAACGGCAGAUACGCGUUUGAUACGAUUCAAGCGUACCAUGUCUGGGAACAUCCCUAUUAUCCGCAAUACUACGUUCCCAUCUCAAGCUUCUCUCCAGAUGCCAGUCUAUCAAAGACUUCGCCCAUAGACGGUACGAACGGCGGCGCGCACCUCGGGAGGCUCAACGUUGGUAACCGCAGCACUAAUCGCGUACUCAUAUUCAAUACCAAGACUCUUCAAGACCUUGUAAAGGUUGAAUUUGGAGCAGUUGACCAAUGGUUUGAAGAAGAUGUGCCAAUCUACUGUCAUCCAAAAGAUCCCUACAAACGCAUCGACAUCCUUCAAUCCACCCGCAACAUCAAAAUCGCCCUGGAUGGCAUCCCGCUGGCGGAAAGCUCUAGCCCGUUGUUACUUCUUGAAACUACCUUGCGCACGCGCUACUAUCUUCCGCCUACCAGUGUCAACUGGCAACAUCUCACCCCGAGUGACACGGAAACAUUGUGCCCGUACAAGGGCCGUGCGAACUACUAUCAUGUGAAGCUAGAUGGGAAAGAGUAUAGGGAUCUGGUAUGGUACUAUCGAUAUCCGACGACGGAAAGUGCGCCUAUCGCGGGCUACGUAUGCUUCUACAAUGAGAAGGUCGAUGUGUGGGUCGAUGAUGUGAAGGAGGCAAGAUAAGUCCAAGGCCAACCAUUCAGAACACUGAUAGGUAGACCAGAAGCUAUUUAAUAAGAUUCAGGUCGAAGAUCUGGCUACCAUAGGUAGGGCUAAAUGGUUUCAGUGAUUUUUCUUUUACGGGGCUGUUGUCAUGCGUUGCAUCACGUCCGGAUUUACUCUAUGACUAUUAGUAACCAGCCGAAUACUCUACCCCCAGUAGACAAUGCCUC